This is a messenger RNA of Perca fluviatilis (European perch), 2543 nucleotides long. It is a transcript of the gene lctlb, whose product is annotated as lactase-like b. The transcript is spliced from 15 exons. The record is from RefSeq and is a predicted model, not a curated record. Gene Ontology annotation, molecular function: beta-glucosidase activity. The coding region runs from base 243 to 2000 and encodes 585 amino acids. Gene Ontology annotation, biological process: carbohydrate metabolic process. NCBI's taxonomy places the organism in Eukaryota, Metazoa, Chordata, Actinopteri, Perciformes, Percidae.
CUGACAGCAGGGACAACUCUGGAGAAGGGUGGUGCUACAACAGGCGACGUACAAUAGAGAUUGCACCAAUAGAUAUAUUCAGCUUUCUACGUGAUCUGCUGUUCCAGGAGAGCAGUGCACUCAGGGAUUCAAGCUCAGCACACACACACCUGCUGCAAAUGAAUUCUUCAUAAGAUACACAGACGUCAGUGAGUGACUGGAGCCUAACCCGACAGUGACUGUGCUGCAGGCUCAGGAGUACCAUGCUGCCCAGCUGUGCAUUCAGUGUGUGCCAUGUGUUUGUGUUGGUGCUGUGUCUGUCUUCGGCUGAGGACAUCGACUGGACAAAGAACGACCACAGCUCCUUCUAUUAUGGCACUUUUCCAGCUGGAUUUUCAUGGGGUGCCGGAAGUUCAGCCUAUCAAACAGAAGGAGCCUGGGACAAAGAUGGAAAAGGACUGAGCAUCUGGGACGUGUUCAGUCAUAAGAAAGGCAAAAUACAACAAAAUGACACCGGGGACUCCUCUUGUGAGGGAUACCACAAAGUCAAGGAUGAUGUUUCUCUGAUGAAGGAGCUGAAGCUUAACCACUAUCGCUUCUCCAUAUCCUGGCCUAGGCUCAUCCCCACUGGCAUAAAGUCUGACCAUAUAAAUGAAAAAGGAAUCCAGUACUAUGAUGGACUGAUUGACCAGCUGCUGGAGAGCAAGAUCACUCCCGUUGUAACUUUGUAUCACUGGGAUCUUCCACAGGUCUUACAGGAGAAAUAUGGUGGAUGGCAGAAUAUAAGCUUGGUCAAUCAUUUCAAUGAAUUUGCUAACCUGUGCUUUGAAAGAUUUGGCAACCGAGUCAAGUACUGGAUGACUUUCAACAAUCCAUGGUCUGUAGCAGUUGAAGGCUAUGAGACUGGCGAGCAUGCUCCUGGACUGAGACUGAGAGGAACAGGGGCAUACAGAGCUGCCCAUCACAUAAUCAAGGCACAUGCUAAAGUUUGGCAUACUUAUGACACACAAUGGAGGGCAAAACAAAAAGGUCUGGUUGGCAUCUCUCUGUCUGGAGAUUGGGGAGAGCCGGUGGAUAUGAGCAACCAGAAAGACAUUGAAGCAGCUGAGAGAUACGUCCAGUUCUACCUGGGCUGGUUUGCCACACCCAUCUUUCACGGAGACUACCCUCAAGUGAUGAAAGACUUCAUUGGAAGGAAGAGUGUCCAACAGGGCCUUGGGACGUCUCGCCUGCCCACAUUUUCCACCCAAGAGAAGAGCUACAUCAAGGGCACCUGUGACUUCCUCGGCAUCGGCCAUUUCACCACCCGCUACAUCACCCAAAAGAACAACCCAUCAGGUCGAAGCAGCAGCAGCUACUUCACUGACCGUGACCUGGCGGAGCUGGUUGACCCUCGAUGGCCUGACCCCGGGUCUGAGUGGCUCUACUCCGUGCCUUGGGGUUUCAGACGUCUGCUCAAUUUUGUCAAGACUCAGUAUGGAAACCCAAUGAUUUAUGUUACCGAGAAUGGAGUCUCUGAGAAGAUGUUAUGCACAGAGCUGUGUGAUGACUGGAGGAUACAGUAUUAUAAAGACUACAUCAAUGAGAUGCUGAAAGCUAUCAAAGAUGGAGUUAAUGUGAAGGGCUACACCGCAUGGUCCCUGCUGGACAAGUUUGAGUGGGAUGAAGGCUACUCCGAGAGGUUUGGCUUGUACUAUGUGGACUUCAGGAACAAAAACAAGCCUCGCUAUCCCAAAGCUUCUGUUCAGUUUUACAAACGCGUCAUCAGCUCCAAUGGAUUUCCCAAUCAGAGAGAGGUUGAGAACUGGAGGAGGAAGGCUAUUGAGACCUGUUCCUCAAGCAACCAGCUCCUAGCUGCAGAGGAACAGCGGAGUACUGCUGCCAAUAUUCUAAGACUUAUACAUGACCCUUUGACCAGUCACAUGGAGAUGGUAACUGAGAUCGUUGUUCCCACUGUGUGCACACUCUCUAUUUUGCUCAGUGCCGUCUUCCUUAUGUUCCUGCUGCGGAGGCGGAACUAGACAGUGUGCUUGUUUACAAUCACACACACACCUUUUCUUUCAUGGAUCAUGUGUGAACAUAAAUACAUUAUUUGAACUGAAUUUCGAUGGAAUUAGUAACUUCAUUCAGUUGAUGUGCAUACAGUAUUUGCUGUAAAAACAUUGGUUUAGCCUUUUAAAAAUCAAUUUACUACCAGACACUCAAAGUCAGUGUGGAUAGACCUGCAACAUGUUGGAUUUUCUUAUUACAAUAUUGUUGUGGAAUAUUACCAUUGCGAACAGCCCUUGUGAUCUAUUGUUUUAAGCUGUUCAGCAAAAAAACUUUUCAAAAUCUUUCAACUGCUAUAUUGAACUUUUUUUUUUUUAAAUCUGCAAAUGUCAUAAUAAAGAUGCAAUUAGAAAAACCAUGACAGUGUCACAGAACAUAGAUUCAAAAGGACUGAAAGUUGUUUAUUCAAAAGAUUUGACAAAAAUACAGUAUAUUAACAGAAACGUAUACUAUGUGAUGUAGUAAUUGCAGAUGAUAAUACCAAAAAUGACAAUAAACACCUCCUUUGUUGUUUA